Molecule: messenger RNA, 3606 nt
Organism: Kwoniella botswanensis
Lineage: Eukaryota; Fungi; Basidiomycota; Tremellomycetes; Tremellales; Cryptococcaceae
Exons: 12
Coding region: 1-3606 (1201 amino acids)
Biological process (GO): DNA-templated transcription
Cellular component (GO): nucleus; RNA polymerase I complex
Molecular function (GO): DNA binding; ribonucleoside binding
Source: RefSeq, a predicted model, not a curated record
AUGGUAGCAUCCUUCGACCCUCUCUCACCAUCCUUCGCAUCUUCCUCAGGAAGUGGUGUCGUCGACAAAUCAACAUUCAAGACUUUGACUAGAGAACGUCAAUUCCGACAUCCACCUACCACCUCAUCCGACGUCCCCGCUUUGGACGAAUUGGUCCAACCUCAUAUCCAGUCGUUCAAUGCGUUGAUUGAAGAUGAGGGAAACAAAGGGUUAUUACAAUUGGGUGUAGAGGAUAUAGGGGAAAAAGUCGUUUUUGAUGGGAAGGAAUGGGAUAAUGAUCCGACUGGUUUUGGAAGUAAGAUAACUUACCGUAUUGACAGAGUAGCACUUUCGAAACCCCUCGUACCGGAGAAAGAUAAGUUGGCUAUUGAACGACGUAUUUUCCCUGCCGAGGCUCGAGAACGUCUUACCACUUAUCGAUCGCGAUUGACCGUCAAUAUACGAUGGACUGUCACGGGACCUGAUGGGGUUUCGAGAGAACAUGAGGAGAUCAAGGAAUGUGGUUUGUUACCUGUUAUGACGAGAUCAAUCCGGUGUAAUCUCCAAAACCUUUCAGCAGAAGAGCUCAUCUCUCACGGCGAAGAAUCAACUUCUUUCGGAGGAUAUUUCAUCGUUAACGGAAAUGAGAAGAUCAUACGAUAUUUGAUUUUACCCAGACGACAUCAUCCCCUGAACCUAUAUCGACCAUCAUUCGCCAAACGAGGAGUAUCCUAUACACCUUAUGGAUGUCAGAUCAGAUGUGUCAGACCAGAUCAAUCGGCAUGUACCAAUACGAUCCACUAUCUCUCUAAUGGAGGUGCUACACUUAGAUUCGCAUGGAGGAAAGUCGAAUAUAUGAUUCCACUCAUGUUGAUCCUUAAAGCUCUUGUCAACGCAUCCGAUAAGGAGAUUUUCGAAGGUCUCAUCCAAGGUGAAUACGACAACACCUUUUUGACCGAUCGAGUAGAGUUAUUGUUGAGAGGUCAGAAAACUUGGAACCUGCAAACUGGAGAACAAUGUUUGGAUUAUUUGGGAGAGAAGUUUAGAGUCGUCCUGAGUUGUCCGGAAGAUUGGAAUAACAUACAAGUUGGAAGUUUCCUGUUGUCAAAGGUUGUUUUAGUACAUUUACCUAAUCCAAGAGAUAAAUUCAGAAUGUUAAUCUUCAUGCUUCGAAAACUUUAUUCCCUCGUAUCCGGUGCUACUUGCGCCGAUAACCCUGAUUCACCUCAACACCACGAAGUUCUCCUCCCCGGUUUCUUAUACGGUAUGAUCAUCAAGGAACGAUUCGACGAUUGUUUGAAUGCUGUGAAAUUGCAGAUCCAACAGGAUCUAAGACAGGGCAAAGCGAGAAGUUUCUCCGAUCCCAAAUACUUUACAUCCGUUCUUGCCAAGACCAAUUGGGAUAUUGGAGCAAAAUUAUCCUACUUCUUAGCCACCGGGAAUCUCGUCUCUCCUACUGGUUUAGAUCUCCAACAAACUUCAGGUUAUACCAUUGUCGCUGAGAAGUUGAACUUCUACCGAUACUUGUCACAUUUCAGAUGUAUCCAUCGAGGAGCUUUCUUUGCGGAACUCAAGACGACAGAUGUCCGAAAGUUGAGACCGGAAUCAUGGGGCUUUUUAUGCCCCGUACAUACUCCUGAUGGUUCUCCUUGUGGUCUCUUGAAUCAUUUAUCUCACACUUGUAAGAUCGUUGUUGGCCAACUCGAUACAUCCAACAUUCCAGCAUUACUCUCAGCACACGGUAUGACCCAGAUAUUCGCUUCUUCCAUUGACGGUCGACGAAUGGUCUGUAUCCAGUUGGACGGCCGAGUUAUCGGAUAUGCCUCACCUCAAAAAUCCAAACAGCUCGCCAACUUGUUGAGAAAAUUGAAAACCGAAGGUAAUCCAAAGGUACCGAUCGAUAUUGAAAUUGGUUAUGUACCAGUAACGAAGGGAGGACAAUAUCCCGGAUUAUACUUGUUCUCAUCUCGAAGUAGAAUGAUGAGACCUGUAACGUACCUUGAAAAUGGUAAAUUAGAUCAUCUAGGUACUUUCGAACAAGUAUACAUGGAUGUAGCUAUUACAAAGCAAGAGAUUGAAAACGGUGUAACGACUCAUUUGGAACUCGACCCGACGAGUAUGUUAUCGGUUAUAGCGAAUUUGACUCCUUUUUCGGAUUUCAAUCAGAGUCCUAGAAAUAUGUACCAAUGUCAGAUGGGUAAACAAUCUAUGGGUACACCUUCGACUGCGUUGAACAAGCGAACUGAUAACAAGAUGUACCGACUUCAAUCCGGUCAAACACCUGUCGUCCGACCAGCUUUGCACAACCACUAUGGAUUCGACAAUUUCCCCAACGGUACCAACGCUAUCGUUGCUGUCAUCUCGUAUACCGGUUACGAUAUGGAAGAUGCGAUGAUCUUGAACAAAUCAGCCCAUGAAAGAGGAUUCGGAUAUGGUACAGUAUACAAAUCUGAUAUAUUCGAUCUGAAAGAUUCCGUCGGUGCCAAUCGAAAUUCAUCAAAACCUAGAUUACAUUUCGGUCUCGGAAGGGAUAUCAAAGAUGAACAUACAUGUUUAGAAUUCCUAUCUCGUGAUGGUUUACCAAGGAUCGGAACUCGAAUCAAAUCUGGUGAUCCCCUGGCUGGAUACAUAGAUGAUACGACUGGCAAAACGAAAUUCCACAAAUAUAAAGGAGACGAAGUGGCAUUCGUAGAUGAAGUGAGGUUAUUAGGAUCAGAUUCGGGUGAUUCAGAAUUACAAAAGAUUCAUAUUAAGCUUAGAAUACCUCGAUCACCAGUAAUUGGAGAUAAGUUUUCAUCAAGACAUGGACAGAAAGGUGUAUGUUCACAGAAAUUCCCGACGAUCGAUAUGCCUUUCAGCGAAUCGGGCAUGCAACCUGAUGUGAUCAUCAACCCUCAUGCUUUCCCUUCGAGAAUGACUAUUGGAAUGUUCGUGGAGUCUCUGGCUGGUAAAGCGGGGGCUUUGCAUGGUAUCUGUCAGGAUGCUACACCUUUCAAAUUCUCGGAUUCCGAUCGACCUGUAGAUUACUUUGGUGAACAACUCAAAGCUGCCGGAUACAAUUACUACGGUAACGAACCUAUGUAUUCUGGUAUAACGGGUGAAGAAUUCCAUGCGGAUAUCUAUCUCGGUUUGGUCUAUUACCAGAGAUUGAGACAUAUGGUCAACGAUAAAUUCCAAGUUAGAACGACUGGACCCGUUGAUCCUUUGACUAGACAACCUGUCAAGGGUCGAAAACGAGCGGGUGGUAUCCGAUUCGGAGAAAUGGAGAGAGAUGCGUUAAUAGCACAUGGAACAUCAUUCUUGUUGCAAGAUCGAUUGAUGAAUUGUUCGGAUUACUCUACUGCUUGGAUCUGUCGAUCAUGUGGAUCACUCACUUCGUUAGGAUUCGAAGAUACCGCUUCGAAUGAAGGGAUGAAAGAGUAUUGUAGGAUCUGCGAUUCUCAUUUACACCAACAGGAUCAACAGGAUCAAACGAAGAAAGAGUCCACGGGAACUGCUGUGGGGGUAAGGAUGAAAGACGGUGUGAGGAAAGGAAAGAUGGAUGUUGUGGCUGUUCCAUAUGUGUUCAGAUAUCUAUGCGCCGAAAUGGCUUGUAUGGGUAUCAGAUUGAAUGUGACGGUGACAUAG